Messenger RNA from Cyclospora cayetanensis, 516 nucleotides. RefSeq names its product translationally-controlled tumor protein homolog. The transcript is spliced from 3 exons. The record is from RefSeq and is a predicted model, not a curated record. Gene Ontology annotation, cellular component: cytoplasm. Bases 1 to 516 code for a protein of 171 amino acids. Lineage: Eukaryota; Apicomplexa; Conoidasida; Eucoccidiorida; Eimeriidae. Gene Ontology annotation, molecular function: calcium ion binding.
AUGAAGGUCUACAAAUGCAUCUUCUCUGACGACGAGCUCUGCUCGGACUCCUACCAGCAUCUUGCUCCUUUUGGGGACGAAUCCUUAAAGAAUGUUGCCUUUGAAGUCAAGGGGACUCGAGUCACGACGGGCAUUGGAGACAUAGGUGUCGCGGACAACAGCGCGGAAGGCGAGGAUGGCGUGGACGAUCAGCCUGAGACGGUGAUUGACAUUGUCGAUUCAUUCCACCUGUCUGAGACUUCUUUGUCAAAGAAGGACUUCACUGCAUACAUCAAGGCCUAUAUAAAGAGAGUGAUGCAGCAUCUGGAGGAGAAUAAUCCGACAAGAGUUGAGGAUUUCAAGAAAGGAACCGAAGCUCUUGUGAAAAAGAUCCUCGGCUCGUUCGACGACUUCUUGUUUUACAUGUCGCAAAGCAAUGAUUUCGAGGCAUCUUUGGUUUAUGCAUACUACAAGGACGAGGAAACUGCACCAAGGUUUAUUUAUCUGAGGGACGGCCUUAAGGAGGAGAAGUACUAA